This is a messenger RNA of Loa loa (African eye worm), 336 nucleotides long. RefSeq lists its product as hypothetical. The record is from RefSeq and is a predicted model, not a curated record. Bases 1 to 336 code for a protein of 111 amino acids. NCBI's taxonomy places the organism in Eukaryota, Metazoa, Nematoda, Chromadorea, Rhabditida, Onchocercidae. The transcript is spliced from 5 exons.
AUGUUUCGAGACCAUCGGAAAUUGAAGGCAUUAAAAAAUUAUCGAAAGAGAAAACAUCAUCGCCUCGUUGAGUUAGUACAAUAUAGUAUGCUACACAUUGGCAUGACUGAUGAAGAAUGGAUUAACAAUGUUUUGAAAAGCUUUAUGGAAAAAAAUGGUCUAAAUAGCUGUCCAAUUGUAAUAAUGAUUGGACAAAAGUGUUACUUGGUAAUAAGAUGUGAUCGAAAGGAAGAGUACAUAUUUGUUAUUGAUUUAUAUGCGAUUAAGGUGACAAAUAUUUGCACAUUCAAUGCCGAUGAAGAGCUGAAGAAGAAUGAGGAAAUGAGAGUAGGAUAA